ACCAUUGUAUACUUGUCGCGUCACUAAAAAACGUGUGUUAGUAGCAAUGAUACUUGAAAUUAAUACUUGUAAUCUUAUUUAGAUACGGAAAAAUAUAGUAAUAAAUGGAUGAUAAAGAUCCAACAAGUGUUAUGAAAAUGAUAGAAGAUCUGAGAUCAGGUUCUGAAGCAUAUCGUAGAAGUAAUAGCAACAGUGUGUCUCUAAGGUUGUCUGGUAUUGCAUAUGCACCAGUGGCAUUUAGCGAACCUGAUGAAUGUCCAUCAUCUAAAAAACGAAGGCUAAAUGAUUCUAAUAAUUCUAAUUUAAAUAAGGCUGAGGUUGAAAAUGUUGAAAUUGUUCCAACUAGUCCAUGGGAAUUUAGAAGAUUAAAAGGACAGAUCGUGUCCUUAAAAACAAGAUUAUCUCAUCAGGAAGCUGCUGUACAACAGCUUCAUAAAAUACGUAGACAAAUGGAAGAGGUUUUUGAAAAGGAAAAAGGUAUUUUACAAAUGCAGGUGGAACAGGAUAAGCAAAUGAUUAAGCAACUGGAAGUACGUCUUGAUAUUUCACGUAGAACAAUUCAGGAUGCACGCGAUGCACAGGUCGCUGCAGAGAAAGAAUUGUUUCAGGUAAAAACAAAUUUGGAGCAGAAAACUAUGUUACUAAUGAACGAAAAUGCGAAGCUGUUGGAAAAUCUUAAAAAUGCGCCUGUACAAGAGAGUACGCCAGCAAAAAAAACUUCUACUGAUGUAUCUGAAACACAACUAAAACUGGAUGCGGCUCAAACAAGAAUAACACAGCUGGAAGAAAAAUUAAAGGAAUACCAAACUAAGCAACAGGAGCUAGAAUUGCAAAAUGUGGAACUCCAAAGUACGAAAAUAAAGGUUGAAAGACUGGAAUCAGAAAAAGCGUUAUGGGAAGAAGGGAAGUUGUUAACUGUGAGAGCAGCGAGAGCGAGUGAUCUUCAAAAAGAGCUCAAUGCUGCGAAAGAAACUAUUGCUACAUUAAGGGAAUCUGUUCGAGGAAAAUUACUUUUAGAAGAACAAAUGGCCAGUGUAACAAAAAGAUUAGAACAUACAGAAAAAUUGGAGCAACAGGUUGCCUCAUUUGAGGCCAAAAAAACGGAGCUUUCAUUGUCUCUGGCCAAAUAUGAAUCUAUUGGAAUUACCGGUGGACCAAUUAUUCUAAAACGUGAAUUAAAUCGUUUGCAACAAGCCGAAUUAGUCUUGAAAGCAGAAGAAGGACAGCUUAGAUCUAAACUGGACGCUGCGUUGAGAGAAUCGCAUACAUUGUCAAAGAAUUACGAGGAUGCCAAAAAAUUGGUCAUGGAUGUUACAGAUUCCAAGGAACAAUUAAACAAAUUAGUGAGCAGGUUACAAAAAAAGACGAUGCUUGUUACAAGAGAAAGGGACAGUUAUCGACAACAGUUGGACUUGUAUGAAAAGGAGAUGACGAUAGACAGUAAUAAUGCGAUGACCGAAAGAAUUCCUGCAUUGGAGCGCACAAUAGAUGUUUAUAGAGAAUUAGUUGCCAAAUUAGAGAGUGAUCUCCAAGCAGCCGAGAGUCAUAAUCAAACAGAUGAAUGUAAUAAAUUAAAGGAGGAAGUUGAACGAUUGAAGGGUGAAUUGGAACAUCGAGCACUGAAGGGCGAUUUUAAUUGCAAUGCGAGAAUAUUGCAUUUUACCAUGAAUCCUGCUGCUAUCGCAGAGCAACAAGCGGAGGAGAAACAAAAGGCGUUGUUACGCGAGGUGGAGGAGUUGAGGACAAAAGUAGCGCAAGGUGGAGCCAACACGACGACAUUCGUUCUUCAAGCACAAGAAAUAGCGGAACUCAAACAGACCCACGAGAUCAAAAUAGCUCGCCUGAAGGAGGCCUUCAAGGCAUCGUCGCAAGAAUACCGGCAAGCUUGUUACCAAUUGUUUGGUUGGCGAGUGGACAGGACGAAGGAGGGUCGAUACAAAUUAUCUAGUCAAUACGCCGAAUCGCCAGAGGACUUUUUAUUUUUUAAAGUUGGGGAGGAGGGAGUGGACCUUCUAGAGACCGCGUUCUCUGCAACGCUUGGCACAUUGGUGGAGCGUCACCUGCAGCAUCAACAUAGCGUGCCUAUGUUUCUAAACGCAGUGCAAACAGAUCUGUUUAAUCAGCAAACUAUGACGAACGUUAUGAGCUGAUCUUCGUAAUUGUCAUUGGGUUUGAUCUGUUUUUGUACUUCAAGACACGGUCAAAAGUCAGUUUAUCACUAGCCAUUCUUUCAAAUCGAUUUCAAAAAAAGGAACAAGAGUUUCGUAACUCGUUCAAAGUGUACAUAUGAUUUUUUUUUUUGAAAAAUUUACUUUGUUACAUCGAUUAUACUAGGUUUCUCAUGUUUGUACGUCUUUUUUUUUUUAUUGCUAGUAGA
This is a messenger RNA of Heterotrigona itama, 2377 nucleotides long. Lineage: Eukaryota; Metazoa; Arthropoda; Insecta; Hymenoptera; Apidae. The record is from the annotation of a GenBank genome assembly.